AUGUCGGCGACGCAGCUCGAGCACGCGCGACGAGCGCACGAAGAGAUCGAGCGGCUGGAGCGUCGCGCGGCGCGCGCGCUGAGCGACGGCGCGCCGACGACGCACCGGGCGCGAUUGACGCAGAAUCGAAUCGUCGACGCGAUUUUAACGGCGAGCCGACGAACGUACGCGGACGACGAUGGAUCGAUGCGGGAAGAGGCGGAGAGCAUGGGCGACGGUGAGGACGUCGAGAGGGCGCUGCGAGGGUUCUAUGAGGCGGUGAAGGAGACGCGGCGGUCGCACGCGGCGCGCGCGGGGGCGGUGGCGGAGGCGGGCGGAGCGUUCGCGGAGGAAAUCGUAGAAGAGGCGGAGCGCGCGGUCGGUGGGGUGUUUAGUGGAGAGGAGAAUAGUGGGAGGUAUUUGGAUUUGCACGAAUCGCACAUGACGUACGCGAACGCGACGUUCGGGGAGAGGUGCGAUUAUUCAGAGUAUUUGGAACGGUGCGGGAAUUUCGCCGAGACGCCGAGGUCGAAGAAGUUUUGCGCGGCGUACACCGAUUAUUUGGACGCGUUGUUGGCGUACUUGCGAUCGUUUCAUGAGCGCGCGAUUCCUCUGCAGUUCGUUCACAAGGCGUUAGCGCAAGACGCGGAGGAGUUUGAGCGCCGAUGGAAAAAGGGCGAGUGUCCGGGGUGGGAAGACGGCGGCGUGCGCGCCGUGGACGAAAAGACCCUCGAGUCGAGCGCGGUGGAUCUCUCGGCGUUCAAGUCUUUGAAAGACAUGGAAAAGGCGCUCGACGUCGAUGCGAUCAAAUCCGCCCUCGGGUCCUUGGGUCUGAAGGCGGGAGGCACGCCCGAGCAGCGCGCCGAGCGAUUGUGGAGCGUCAAGGGCAAAAAGCUGAGCGACAUCGACCGAAAGCUCUUCGCCAAGGGUGUAGUCCUCGGUUCUGCGUCGUCGACGUCAAAGAAGAAAAAGUCACAAAACGGUGAAGACGGCGACGCGAAAGUCAAGGCUGAAAACCGCGCGCGCGCCAUCGCCUUCAAAGAGAGCCAGUGCGCGCUCGUGUUGAAGCUCCUCGGCAAGCAACUCGACGCGACGCGCACCAACGUGGAGAAGAAAUCCACGCUUUCGCUCGCAGAGCUUCAAGCCGAGGCCGAGGAAGACGAUGAUUUCUCCGACGCGGAAACGGAUGAGGACGAAGAAAUUUACAACCCGUUGAAGUUACCGUUGGGGUGGGACGGGAAACCGAUUCCGUACUGGCUUUACAAGCUUCACGGUUUGAACAUGGAGUACACGUGCGAGAUUUGCGGUAAUUACUCUUAUUGGGGACGACGCGCCUUCGAGCGCCAUUUCACCGAGUGGCGACAUCAGCACGGCAUGCGGUGCUUGAAAAUCCCGUACACGAAAGCCUUCAACGAAGUGACGUCCAUCGCCGACGCCGCGGCGUUGCACAAAAAUUUGUCCCAACGCGAGGUGGGAACCUUCAACGUCAAGCUCGAUGCCGAAGUGGAAGACGCACAAGGAAACGUGUACAACAAGAAGACGUACGAAGAUUUACAGCGUCAAGGCUUACUUUAG
Ostreococcus lucimarinus CCE9901 is the source of this 1554-nucleotide messenger RNA. RefSeq lists its product with no specific name. The transcript is spliced from 2 exons. Bases 1 to 1554 code for a protein of 517 amino acids. Gene Ontology annotation, cellular component: spliceosomal complex; nucleus. Gene Ontology annotation, biological process: mRNA splicing, via spliceosome. The record is from RefSeq and is a predicted model, not a curated record. Gene Ontology annotation, molecular function: RNA binding; zinc ion binding. Lineage: Eukaryota; Viridiplantae; Chlorophyta; Mamiellophyceae; Mamiellales; Bathycoccaceae.